GUUGACAUGAUACACACGCUCUUCCCGCCAAAUUCAGGAACACAUUGCGGUCUCGAGCUGAGAGCAGGAGUCGGGGUGAUACGUUCUCGAUAUUUUACGGUUUUAACUGGUUGUUUGAUUUCUUUUUAUUGACGAGCAGCGGCGAGACAAGAUGUAUGUUAAAGUGAGAACAAUGGAUGGCAGCCAGACUGCUGUCGUGACCAUAUCCAAACUGACUAGUGUGGAGGACUUCAGGUCCAUGGUGGAGGAGAAGUUGAAGGUGGCGGCCGACAGGCAGCGUUUGUUCUACCGUGGCAAGCAGAUGGAAAAUGGCUACAGCAUGUUUGACUACAAUAUUAACAUCAACGAUGUAAUUCAGCUGAUGGUUAAGCCAGUGCUUACAGAAACUAAUCCAAACACUUCAAAUAAGCCCAGUGUGAAGAGAGAGACCAGCUCUAAGGCAGAUAAAGAAAAUGUACAGAACAAUAAUGAGAAGAGCAAGAUUAGUAUAAUAGAAGAAGAAAGUGAAUACUACAGAGUUGGAGAACUGAUAGAUGGAAAAUAUCUCUAUGAUGGAACAUGGUGGGAAGGAAAAAUUGUCAAGAUAACAUCUAACCCAGAAACGAAACAGACGUCUAGUGAUGAUGAUGGUUUCCUCUACCAUGUUGUUUAUGAAGGAAAUGAGAGUGAUGAGCCCUCGGAGCAGUUGCUAAAGAACAUCCGACCCCGUGCUCACAAGAAGAUAAGUUUUAAUGAUGUAAAUCCUGGAGAUAUCAUCAUGGCCAACUACAACAUUGAAGACCCUGAGAAAAGAGGACAUUGGUUUGACUGUAAAGUCAAGAAGAUUAUCAGCACAAGAACGCAAAAGGAAUUAGUUGUUACAGUCUAUAUUGGAUCCGAUUCUACUCUAGAUGACUGUCACAUACAUCUUGUAAAUGAGCUGUUUGCUGUUGAAAAAAAUAUUAAGUUGCGCCAACGAAAUGAAGAAAUGAAAAGGAUUGUUGUUGAAGGGUCCCCUUCUAAAAGAAAAAAUGCUCCCAAUUGUUCAACGUGUAAGGACAACCCAAGACGCAAGUGUAAGGACUGUGGGUGCAAUGAAUGUGGUGGGAAGGAGAAUCCGGAGAAGCAGCUCAUGUGUGAUGAAUGUGAUAUGCCAUUCCAUAUAUAUUGUCUCACACCACCGAUGGAAAGCAUACCUGAUGUGGAUGAAUGGUUCUGUCCUUUGUGUAAAAAUGAUGAUAGUGAAAUAGUCAAAGCUGGUGAGAAACUGAAGGAGAGCAAGAAAAAGGCAAAAAUGGCUUCAUCAAAGGGCAACACAUCACGAGACUGGGGGAAAGGCUUUGCUUGUGCUGGGCGACAGAAGAUCUGCACCAUUGUUCCACAAAACCAUUUUGGACCCGUGCCUGGUGUUGAAGUGGGAACUUUGUGGAAAUUUCGAUUACAGGCUUCAGAAGCUGGUAUACAUCGUCCGCAUGUUGCUGGAAUCCAUGGACGUGAAAAUGAAGGUGCCUACAGCAUCGUACUGUCCGGUGGCUACGAAGAUGAUGAAGAUAAUGGGGACUCCUUCACUUACACUGGCUCAGGAGGCAGGGACCUCUCUGGCAAUAAAAGGACUGCUGAGCAAUCCUGUGACCAGCAACUGACUAGAAUGAACAGAGCCCUUGCUUUAAAUUGCAAUACUCCUGUAAACAAAAAUGGGGCAGAAGCUAAAGACUGGAAAGGUGGCAAGCCUGUGCGUGUGAUUAGAAAUUCAAAAGGUCGUAAGCAUUCAAAAUAUGCACCAGAGGAAGGCAACAGGUAUGAUGGCAUUUACAAAAUUGUAAAAUACUGGCAAGAUAAGGGUAAAAGUGGCUUCAAGGUGUGGAGGUACCUGUUGCGUCGUGAUGAUCCCACAUCUGCACCAUGGACAGAGGAAGGCAAGAAGAGAAUCAAGGAAUUAGGAUUGGAAAUGCAGUAUCCUGAUGGUUACCUGGAGGCACAAAGAGAGAAAGAAGAAAGAACAGCUGAUGAAGACAAUGAGUCAGAUCAAGAGGAGGAAAACAAAAAGAAGAAAGGCAAAUCUAACAAGAGGAAGAACAGCCAAGAUUUUAGCAAUGAAGGAACUGGGGCUUCUGAAACCAAGAAAAGGAAAGGUAUUGGUUAUACUCUUGAAAAUAAAGUGCAAAACCUGAUUAAAGAGGACUUGAGAAACAGCAAAGUUUGGGAAGAAUGUAAAUCGCUGCUUGCGGAAGGUCGCACUCAAUUCUUGAAUGGUGUUGAGGAAAGGUUCUCUUGCGUGUGCUGUCAAGAACUAGUCAUCAAGCCAGUCACCACAGAGUGUAAGCACAAUGUAUGUCAACCAUGCUUGCAACGAUCUUUCAAAGCUGAUGUUUUUACAUGUCCAGCUUGCAGAUAUGAUCUGGGUAAAGACUACAGUAUGGAAAUCAACAAGUCCCUUGGUAGUUGUCUUAAAACACUUUUUCCUGGCUACGAUGCUGCACGUUAGAUUACUGAACAAGUAUUUGUUUUGUUCUGUGUUACAAAUAUGGUGUGGAAUAUGACCUUAGAUUCUUACUAGUGUUAACGUUAAAGUCAAUUGGUUUAACUACCCACACAAAACCUAACUUCCUCUUAUCUGUCCGUGCAUGUAUGUGCACCUGACAUGUUCUUUCCAUAUACUGUACUACUACAGGAGUGAUCUGAUGAUUUCCCACUUUUCUUUCUUUACAUGAUUUUAAAAUAACUAAUCAUUUUUAUUAAUUAUAGUUGUUUACUGUUGCCUUACAGUUCUUGUAAUGUGCUGUGAACUGGAACUGGGGAUAUCCCAAAUUAGCACCAAUUUGUACAAACUAGUAUUGUGUUCUCACCAAUGUGCAUUACCCAUCUUGUUAACCAUUUUAUGACACAUGUGCUUUCUCCAUCUUCCUGUUACUCUUAAAUUCAUUUUAGUACCAUUUUUUAUGGUACUAUUUUUAAUAAAAAUCAUUAUUUUCCAAUACUUUAUUUCUCAAAUAAUUAUACAAUACAAUUUAACUCGC
Messenger RNA from Procambarus clarkii (red swamp crayfish), 2996 nucleotides. RefSeq names its product E3 ubiquitin-protein ligase UHRF1. The record is from RefSeq and is a predicted model, not a curated record. Gene Ontology annotation, molecular function: ubiquitin protein ligase activity; protein binding. NCBI's taxonomy places the organism in Eukaryota, Metazoa, Arthropoda, Malacostraca, Decapoda, Cambaridae. Gene Ontology annotation, biological process: protein ubiquitination; negative regulation of gene expression via chromosomal CpG island methylation.